Molecule: messenger RNA, 4585 nt
Organism: Copidosoma floridanum
Lineage: Eukaryota; Metazoa; Arthropoda; Insecta; Hymenoptera; Encyrtidae
Product: ATP-binding cassette sub-family C member 4
Biological process (GO): transmembrane transport
Cellular component (GO): membrane
Molecular function (GO): ABC-type transporter activity; ATP hydrolysis activity; ATP binding
Source: RefSeq, a predicted model, not a curated record
AAUGUGGCCAAAGGGGGAGGGAGUCGUCUCCGUUGGUUACCCGAGCACAUCAUCUUAGUCGCUGUUCCACAGCCACAGAGUUUGCAUUGCACGUAUUGGGAAAGAUAGAUAGUAUCAGAGAGAGAGAGUAUAUACUAUUUUACACGUUACUACAAGAUACACGGGGGAAAAAAAACAAAAAAAAACAAAAAACUAUCGAGUAAAGCAGUGCAAUUAUUGAAUAUAAAAAAAAAUAAUGCUGCUUCUCGCCGGUGUAUAUAUUAUACGUACGUCAUGGAUUUAAAUAACAGUCCCUGGAAACAUGAGAACCCAAGCCCAAGGCUCUCUGCCAGUGCUCUCAGCAAACUAUUCUUUUGCUGGCUUAAUCCACUUUUUUGGUAUGCCAGGAAACACGAUCUCGAAGCCAAGGAUCUCCACAAUGCUUUGCCCUGGGACCUCAGUGCCCCAUUGGGCGACAGAUUGGAAAAGAUGUGGAAGCUUGAGGUGGAAAAAGCCGCAAAGAGCAAGAAGAAGCCCAGCUUGUUGAAAGCUGUGGCCAACACAUUCGGGUGGUCCUUUCUCCAGUACGGAGCUCAAAUAUUGUUUUUGAGCCUAGUCAUUCGCAUAAUCCUUCCUCUGACGAUGGGCGUAUUGAUCUAUCACUUUGACCCGUGCUCGACCACGACCACUUUGGAUGCCUUUUUACUUGCCUCCGGUGUCGUUCUCAUAGCUGUUCUGCAGGCUAUCGUACACCAUCACACGAACCAGGGAUUGUUGGAAGUCGGCAUGAGACUCAGGAUUGCCUGUUCGUCGUUGAUUUACAGAAAAACGACAAAACUAUCAUCCGCCGGUCAAGCCGCGGGAGGUUUGAUAAUCAACUUGCUGUCAAACGACGUUGCGAGAUUCGAUCUUGUAUUCUUGUUUUUGCACUACGUCUGGAUCAUGCCGAUCCAAGGGGUCCUGGUUACCUAUUUAAUCUGGAGGCAAGUCGGAAUCUCUUCCCUCGUCGGUGUCCUGUUCAUUGUUGUACUCACCCUCCCGGUCCAAGUUUAUUGCGGCAAAUUGGUGGGAAUUUUGCGCAAAAGAGUCGCCGCGAGAACGGACGAGAGGGUACUGCUGAUGAGCGAAAUCAUAACUGGAAUCAAAGUCAUCAAAAUGUACACCUGGGAGAAGCCUUUCGAGAAGCUCGUGUCCUUUGCCAGGAAGCACGAAGUUGACGUUCUGACCGUAUCGUCCUACUUGAAAGGCACAACCCUGGCUUCUUUCGUAUUUAUAGAGCGCGCCUCGUUGUUUGUCACUAUCGUGGCCUACGCGCUCCAAGGGAACACCGUAUCUGCCGAUAAAGUUUUUACGAUGGCGCAGUACUAUAAUCUCUUGCAGUUGACGAUGGCAAUCUACUUUCAACACGCGGUCGGAUUGGCCGCCGAAGCCAAUGUUUCCCUCAAACGAAUACAAAAAUUUUUACUCCUCGAGGAGAUGGAGGCCAGUGGUGGGGCCAAAAAAAUGCUGGCCAUCAACGACAGCACGAGUAUUUUCAUCAGAAACGUCAAGGCUUCGUGGUCAGUGAACAUGAUCGCCAACACCUUGCACAACAUCGAUCUCGUCAUACCCAAGAAAAAACUGUGCGCUAUCGUAGGCCCGGUAGGCUCGGGAAAGAGUUCUAUUCUAAAAUUGAUCUUAGGUGAAUUGAGAGAGUCGAGCGGACACGUACAGGUGACGGGUAGCGCGUCGUACGCGAGCCAAGAGCCGUGGCUGUUUGGCGGCUCCGUGCGCAAUAAUAUAUUGUUCGGUGCCCCGUACGACAAAGAUAAGUACGACCGGGUGACGAAGGCUUGCGCCCUGCCCAAGGAUUUCGAGCAGCUCCCCCACGGUGACAAGAGCCUCGUUGGCGAGAGGGGCUCCAGCCUAAGUGGCGGCCAGUGCGCGAGGGUCAACUUGGCCCGAGCUGUCUACAGAGAUGCGGAUGUGUACCUGCUGGACGAUCCCCUUUCCGCGGUCGACAGCGACGUCGGCCAAACUUUGUUCCAAAAGUGCAUCAAGGAGCACUUGGCGGCGAAAACCCGAGUCCUCGUCACCCAUCAGAUUCAGUACUUGAAGGAAGCGGAUGUCAUCAUUUUAAUCAACAACGGUCGAAUCGAGUUUGCGGGUACGUUCGCGAAUUUCCGGAAGAAUCAGGAUUUCCUGCGCCACCUGCCGUCCAGCGGCGAGGAGGAUAAAACGGUCGCGGGAAGCGUGGAUUCCACGAGCGACAACGCCCAAGUGUCCUUGGUUGUGGAUCCCAAGCGCGAUGAGAACGAGGACAAGGAGCCGGAGGAGACGGAGGAGCUCAUGGCCAAGGGAAACGUGGCCAAGGGCCUGUACUGGAAGUACUUCCGAGCCGGAGGAUCGUCGCUCGCUCUGGCGGUGUUGGUCCUGUUGUUCGUCGUCUCGCAGUUUUCGAGCAGCGGCUGUGACUACUGGACCGGGUACUGGACCAGGCAGGAGGAGCGCAAAACGCGGGACCACAUGAGAGCCGCCAACGCCUCCGAUUGCGGGGCGAUGGAGCCCACGGGUAACUCGACCUUCGACACUGAAAAAUACGAAACGGCAAAGUACCUCGACAGAGACACGGCCUUGUACGUGUACACUGGCCUGAUUGUCGGUACGAUCGUGUGGACGGUCGCGAGGAACGCACUUUUUUUCAAGAUCUGCAUGAACGCGAGCAAGAGCCUGCACAACGGGAUGUUCGCGAGUAUUCUGAGGGCGCCCAUGCGGUUCUUCGACAUCAAUCCAUCGGGUCGGAUAUUGAACCGGUUUUCCAAGGACAUCGGGGCAGUGGACGAGAGACUGCCCAUGGCCAUGAUAGACUCGUUGCAAAUAUACUCGGUGUUGCUUGGGAUUCUGCUGCAAGUGCUGUUGAUCAAUUGGUGGUCGAUUUUUCCUAUGCUGAUCAUGGGGGUGUUGAUAGCGCGGAUAAAGGACAUUUACCUCUCUACCGCUCAAGCUAUCAAGCGACUCGAGGGAAACGCAAAAAGCCCGGUGUUUUCGCACACCGCCUCGUCGUUGGCCGGUUUGACGACGAUUCGCGCUUGCCGGGCGCAAAGCAUGGUGUGCAAGGAGUUCGACGCGCAUCAGGACCACCACACGGCCGCCUGUUCCCUCAUCAUAGCCACCUCGACGGCAUUCGGCUUCUGGCUGGACAUCAUAUCGGUAACGUUCAUCGCCUUCGUGACGUACAGUUUCAUCGUGAUUAGCGACCUGUUCGGCGAAGCCGGGGAGAGGCCGUUCGCCGGCAACGUCGGUCUUGCCAUUUCCCAGUCGCUCAUCCUCUGCGGGAUGCUGCAGUUUGGUGUUAGACAAACGGCCGAGACCAUAGCUCAGAUGACGAGCGUCGAGAGGAUAUUCCAGUUUACCGAUCUCGAGCAGGAGGGGCCCUUCGAGAGCGAGCCCGGACAACGGCCCCCCAAGGAAUGGCCCUCCGAGGGAAGGGUUGAGUUCAAAUCACUGUACCUCAGAUACUCCGACGAAGGCGAACCUUCCCUCAAGAAUCUUAAUGUCCUUGUAACGCCUGGGAUGAAGGUUGGCGUGGUCGGUCGCACCGGUGCCGGAAAAUCGUCCCUGAUAUCCGCUCUGUUCCGUUUGGCGAAGAUCGACGGCUCGUUGCUGAUCGACGGAGUAGACGUGAAGAAAAUCGGUCUUACCGAUCUGCGCGGCAAAAUUUCCAUCAUCCCCCAGGAGCCCGUACUGUUUUCGGCGACGCUGCGCGACAAUCUCGAUCCUUUUCACGAGCACGACGACGCAUCCGUCUGGGCAGCGCUUCGGGACGUCGAGCUCGACAAAACCUUCGCCUCGCUCGAGCACCCGAUAGACCGUGGGGGCGGCAACCUCAGCGCGGGCCAGCGCCAAUUACUCUGUCUGGCCCGAGCCAUCGUCAAGAGAAACAAAAUUCUCGUCAUGGACGAAGCCACCGCCAACGUCGAUCCCAACACGGACGAUUUGAUUCAAAAGACCAUAAAGGACACAUUCAAGGAUUGCACGGUGCUUACAAUAGCGCACAGGCUGAACACGAUUAUGGACAGCGAUAGGGUGUUGGUGAUGGACGCAGGUGUGGCCGUUGAGUUUGACCACCCACACGCUCUGCUGCAAAAACUGGACGGGCAUUUUUUCCAAAUGGUGCAAACCACGGGGGAUACCAUGGCCCAGCAUCUCAAGCACAUUGCCGAACGUACUUUCAACGAGGACUCAAAUUUGACGGAUCUAGUUCCUGAUGGCGGUCAAAAGAGCGCCGACGAGGAGUAAUUUUCAAACUUGGCACAUUUACUUUUCGAAUGCUCGUUUAAUGUCAUUACGUCAGCCUUACGAUUCAACGUUGUACAAAUCAUUGAAAUUAAUUGCGGGCACUCGAAUAACUCUCGCGUCAUAUACCUAAAACAAAUAACCAUAAACAUACGAGACAAAAAGCUAGUGUAGAAAUAAAAAAGGUUUUAUUCACUACUGUACUUAACUUAUACUAAUGCACGUUUUUUUGAAUGUCGUAAUUUUGUAAAACGUACACGUUGUAAUAAUGGUAAAGCAUUUAUUAAAUUUCUAAAUAUAUUUUAUGUACUUGAUAAUAAAAAAAAGAAAA